CCUCCUGGUUACUCGUUAUUUGUCUCCUAAUUUACAGCCUCCUGGUUACUCUAGUUUUUUGUCUCCUAAUUUACAGCCUCCUGGUUACUCCAGUUAUUUGUCUCCUAAUUUACAGCCUCCUGGUUACUCCAGUUAUUUGUCUCCUAAUUUACAGCCUCAUGGUUACUCCAGUUAUUUGUCUCCUAAUUUACAGCCUCCUGAUUACUCUAGUUAUUUGUCUCCUAAUUUACAGCCUCCUGGUUACUCCAGUUAUUUGUCUCCUAAUUUACAGCCUCAUGGUUACUCCAGUUAUUUGUCUCCUAAUUUACAGCCUCCUGAUUACUCUAGUUAUUUGUCUCCUAAUUUACAGCCUCCUGGUUACUCCAGUUAUUUGUCUCCUAAUUUACAGCCUCCUGGUUACUCCAGUUAUUUGUCUCCUAAUUUACAGCCUCCUGGUUACUCCAGUUAUUUGUCUCCUAAUUUACAGCCUCCUGAUUACUCCAGUUAUUUGUCUCCUAAUUUACAGCCUCCUGGUUACUCCAGUUAUUUGUCUCCUAAUUUACAGCCUCCUGGUUACUACAGUUAUUGUCUCCUAA
Molecule: messenger RNA, 575 nt
Organism: Candidula unifasciata
Lineage: Eukaryota; Metazoa; Mollusca; Gastropoda; Stylommatophora; Geomitridae
Source: the annotation of a GenBank genome assembly